GGUGCUGCUCACUGUCAUGUACCUGCUGGUGGAGAACAUCCGCGUGGAGCAAGAGACGGAUCCCCCCGAGUGGAAAACCUGCCGGGAGACCUUCAGGACGGAGCUGAGUUUCCCCGUACACACGGAAGAGCCAUUUGCUCUUCUGCUCUUCACGAUGGUGACCAAGUUCUGCAGUGGCCACGCUCCGCACUUCCCCAUGAGGAAGGUUCUGCUCCUGCUCUGGAAGGUGCUUCUGUUCACGCUGGGUGGAUUUGAGGCCCUGCAGGAGCUGAAGGUGCAGAAGCGGGAGGAGCUGGGGCUCUGCACUCUCCGAGUUGCUGUGUUAUGGUCUGAGGAUGAAAAUGCACUUACUUUGCCCCUGGUGAAGCAAGACAGCCUGGACAUCUACAACGAGAGAGACCCCUUCAAAAAUGAUGAAGCAGGAGUCGAUGAAGAGGAGAACGAUGACAUGGACAACGGGAUCGAGGGGGAGCUGGACCUGAUGGAGCGGGAUGCGGUUAUCCCCAUGAUGCCGGCUCAGCGCCCGCCUAUUGAGAGGGUAUCAUUCCCCAAAGGGCUUCCCUGGGCCCCCAAAGUCAGGCAGAAAGACAUCGAGCACUUCCUGGAGGCAAGCAGGAACAAAUUCAUCGGAUUCACGCUGGGACAAGACACGGAGACCCUGAUAGGGCUGCCACGGCCCAUCCAUGAGAGCGUGAAGACCCUGAAGCAGCACAAGUACGUUUCCAUCUCAGACAUCCAGAUCAAGAACGAGGAGGAGCUGGAGAAGUGCCCCAUGUCUCUGGGGGAAGAGGAAGUCCAAGAAACCCCCUGUGAGGUCUUGUAUCGAGCGAUGUUGUACAACCUCCCCCAGUACAUGAUAGCUUUGCUGAAGAUCCUUCUGGCUGCAGCACCCACCUCCAAAGCCAAGACCGACUCCAUCAACAUCCUGGCAGACGUGUUGCCUGAAGAGAUGCCCAUCACCGUUCUCCAGAGCAUGAAGCUGGGGAUUGACGUGAACAGACACAAAGAGAUCAUCGUGAAGAGCAUCUCGGCUUUGCUGCUGCUGCUCCUCAAGCACUUCAAGCUGAACCACAUCUACCAGUUUGAGUACGUGUCCCAGCAUUUGGUGUUUGCCAACUGCAUCCCGCUGAUCCUGAAGUUCUUCAACCAAAACAUCAUGUCUUAUAUCACUGCCAAAAACAGCAUCUCCGUCCUGGAUUAUCCUCACUGCACAGUCUAUGAUCUGCCCGAGCUCACUGCAGAAAGCCUGGAAGCUGGAGACAACAACCAGUUCUGCUGGAGAAACUUAUUCUCCUGCAUUAACUUGCUGAGGAUCCUCAACAAGCUGACCAAGUGGAAGCACUCGAGGACAAUGAUGCUGGUAGUCUUUAAGUCAGCCCCAAUACUGAAGCGAGCUCUGAAGGUGAAGCAGGCCAUGAUGCAGCUCUAUGUCCUCAAGCUGUUGAAAAUCCAGACCAAAUACCUGGGCCGCCAGUGGAGGAAGAGCAACAUGAAAACCAUGUCAGCCAUCUACCAGAAGGUGCGGCACCGCAUGAACGACGACUGGGCUUACGGCAAUGAUAUUGAUGCAAGACCAUGGGAUUUCCAGGCAGAAGAAUGCACCCUGAGAGCCAACAUCGAAGCCUUCAACAGCCGGAGGUACGACAAGCCUCAGGACUCGGAGUUUGCACCGGUGGACAACUGCCUGCAGAGCGUGUUGGGACAGAGGCUGGAGCUCCCCGAGGACUUCCACUACUCCUACGAACUCUGGCUGGAGCGGGAGGUGUUUUCCCAGCCCAUUCGCUGGGAGGAGCUGCUGCAGUACCAGUGAGAGCAGCACCUUCACCUGCCCCCGUCCCACCUCGGUAAGGACUCAGGGUGCUACAGCCUGAGGAAAGGAAGA
This is a messenger RNA of Nestor notabilis (Kea), 1882 nucleotides long. Its product is annotated as striatin-interacting protein 2-like. The record is from RefSeq and is a predicted model, not a curated record. NCBI's taxonomy places the organism in Eukaryota, Metazoa, Chordata, Aves, Psittaciformes, Psittacidae. Gene Ontology annotation, cellular component: cytosol. The transcript has 16 exons. The annotation marks the transcript as partial. Gene Ontology annotation, biological process: cytoskeleton organization.